AAUACUUUUUGUACAUAUUUGCACUAAUUGAGUGUAAAAUUGUGUUGCAACUGAAUAUGACCAGUUAGUUUAAAUGUAAUACUAGGCCUGAAGGCUACAGGCAGCAACUGAGAACCAAGCAAAAAUGUGUUAUUUCUUUAUUUCUCUCUCUUUCAUCUAAACACCUUUGGAAUUGUUCUCCAUUGUUUGAUAUGUAACUAUAAUGUAAGUUAUAUUGCCUGCCUGAUGGUUUUAAUGUGAGUUAAGGUGUCUGUAUCUGUCAGAUUGAAGUGGAAAAUGCAAUAUAUUCUAUAUGGUGUCCUAAUGGCCCAUAUAUUAUUUUAGCUAUAGGCUAGGCUACACAUGACAUAACCAAUGGUUGCCUUGGCCUUAAGUACAUCUGAAUGACAUAAUGAUAUACUGUUAUCUGAUGAUAUAGAGGGUGUGUGCGUUCGUCUCCAUGCGUACACUUUGUUCAACUUUACGUAAAGGUCAGACCAUUCGAGGUGACACUUCAAUGUGUCUUUAGAGCAGGUUAAAUACCAUGCACAUGGGGGAUUUUACCAUGUGAAGUGUGAUAAAAACAUUAGGCUAUCAAACCUGCGCAUGUGUCACAUUGUUGUAUUGUUUGUGUCAACAGCGCACUGAUUUGAGUCACGCUAGACUGGCUCAUUUGGUGGAUAAGUUCCUAACCAAACAACAGUCAUAUCUUGCUUCAUAUAGGACCUACUUUGACCCUUGCUUAUCGGUGAACGAAAGGUUUAUAGGUAGCAUGUAAUCGCUUACCUGGUAACAGAAAGGCAACGCACUGGGUAAACACCGCAGCUCGAGGCAGAGAACAGUGAUAUCACUGCCUCUCCCUGACUUGCGUCUUUGCCAAGUAGUCGGGUUACGCUUUACCACACAUGGGACAGCGGGGAUCGAGACCCCAACCCGAGGCCCGAGUUCUCCUAUUGGGUCUCGACUCAGCGGGGAAAUCAACCCUUCUUUACAAACUGAAAUAUAACGAAUCGGUCAAUACCGUUCCCACCAUCGGUUUCAAUGUGGAGAUGAUAGAAGCCAAGAAGAAGAGGGAGACAGUUGCUCUGACCGUGUGGGACGUGGGCGGCCAGAAUACAAUGAGGCACUACUGGAAGAGCUUCUAUCAGGACACUGCUGGACUGGUGUUCGUGGUGGACAGCUCAGACAGGCGCCGGUUGGACGAGGCCCGGCGGGAACUAGAUCACGCCCUGAGGAGUGAAUUCUUACGGGGUCUGCCUGUGGUCAUCCUCGCCAACAAGCAGGACCUUCCCGAGGCCGUAUCCGUUACGGAGAUAACAGAGCGCUUUCACCUGAGGACGAUGAGCGUUGAGCGGGACUGGUUCGUUCAGCCCUGCUCUGCCGUGACCGGUGCUGGGCUUAUAGAGGGCUUCCAAAAGGUGGCACACCUGCUCAAACUACCAUCAGAGGACGUUCAAGACAAUAUUAAAGAGACAGUGCAGUAUCUACGAUCAAAAUCAGUCACGUCAAGGGGUUUGUAAUGUUUGCAAUGAUAGGAUAUGUCAAAAGUUAUUGACAAAUGAUGAUAAUUUGUUUUUAUUGUUUACGGAUGAAGAUCACAUUUCACUAUGAUCAAUGUGUUUCUUGAAAAGGUUGUCACAGUGCAAUAGACUACAUGGAAACGAAAUCAAUCCACGAAGCUAUUCAAUUGACUUUAAAUCAGCCUAUGACAUUUUUUCCAACUAAAUUUAAUACGUUUGUAUCAGAUUAUUUCCUCUGAGAAAUAUGGUCAUAAAUAAUGUUAAGUCGCCUAUAGACCUAAUAAUUAACAUGUCAUUAUGGACUUUGGGGAGCAAUGCGUAAAAACGCACCCCAAAUGGUCAAAUUUACUUUUCAUCUUUUAUGUAGACCUAUAACCUAAUAUAUAUGUCUUGUAUCUAAUAAAAUGUCUUCCCUA
Oncorhynchus nerka (sockeye salmon) is the source of this 1915-nucleotide messenger RNA. RefSeq names its product ADP-ribosylation factor-like 14 (gene arl14). The coding region runs from base 885 to 1499 and encodes 204 amino acids. Gene Ontology annotation, molecular function: GTP binding; GTPase activity. Lineage: Eukaryota; Metazoa; Chordata; Actinopteri; Salmoniformes; Salmonidae. The transcript has a single exon. The record is from RefSeq and is a predicted model, not a curated record. Gene Ontology annotation, cellular component: plasma membrane; cytoplasm. Gene Ontology annotation, biological process: vesicle-mediated transport; intracellular protein transport.